Fukomys damarensis (Damara mole-rat) is the source of this 972-nucleotide messenger RNA. RefSeq names its product olfactory receptor 5AL1. NCBI's taxonomy places the organism in Eukaryota, Metazoa, Chordata, Mammalia, Rodentia, Bathyergidae. The record is from RefSeq and is a predicted model, not a curated record. Gene Ontology annotation, biological process: sensory perception of smell; G protein-coupled receptor signaling pathway. Gene Ontology annotation, molecular function: G protein-coupled receptor activity; olfactory receptor activity; odorant binding. The coding region runs from base 16 to 972 and encodes 318 amino acids. The transcript has a single exon. Gene Ontology annotation, cellular component: membrane.
UUUUAUACUGCUUCCAUGGCUGAGGGGAAUCACUCAGCAGAAUCUGGAUUCAUCCUCCUGGGGCUCACAGAGGACCCAGAGCUCCAGGUCAUCCUCUUCGGUGUGUUCCUAGUGGUCUACUUAGUCAGUGUCCUGAGCAAUCUUGGGUUGAUCACGCUGAUCCAAGUCAGCCCACAGCUGCACACGCCCAUGUACUUCUUCCUCAGCCAUCUGGCUUUUAUUGACUUCUGUUUUACCUCCGCUGUCACCCCAAAUAUGCUGGUGAAUUUUUGCCGCAAUGUUAAAAGUAUACCAUUCCUUGCCUGUGCCGUCCAGGUGUGCUGCUUCAUCACAUUUGCAGUGUGUGAAAUGUACCUGCUCUCCGUCAUGGCCUACGACCGCUACGUGGCCAUCUGCAGCCCGCUACUGUAUGUCAUCCUCAUGCCUAGGAAACUGUGUGUUCAAAUGAUGGCCAGCACUUAUGUUUAUGGGUUCACGGUGGGUGUGGUACAGGCAGUGGCCACGUUCCGCUUAUCUUUUUGUAGCUCCAACGUGAUCAACCACUUCUACUGCGAUGACAUUCCCUUAAUGGCUCUGGCCUGUUCUGACACUCACGUCAAAGAGCUCAUGUUGCUAAUCAUUGCAGGGUUCAAUGCCAUUUGCUCUCUCGUGAUUGUGCUCAUUUCUUAUGCCUUCAUCCUCUUUGCCAUCCUGAGGAUUCAGUCCGCAGAAGGGAGACAGAAAGCGUUUUCUACCUGUGCGUCUCACCUGGCCUCCAUCUCAAUAUUUUAUGGGACAAUUAUUUUUAUGUACCUGCAGCCUAAGUCAAGCCAUUCUCUGAACACAGAUAAGUUUGCUUCUGUGUUUUAUGUGGUGGUGAUUCCCAUGUUAAACCCAUUGAUCUAUAGCUUGAGAAAUCAAGAGGUAAAUAAUGCCCUCAAGAAAAUUGGAGCAAAGUUGCGUGUGGAUAUGAAAUUAUGGAAGGGUAACUGA